Molecule: messenger RNA, 1828 nt
Organism: Erinaceus europaeus (western European hedgehog)
Lineage: Eukaryota; Metazoa; Chordata; Mammalia; Eulipotyphla; Erinaceidae
Gene: SYT15
Product: synaptotagmin 15
Exons: 8
Coding region: 155-1429 (424 amino acids)
Biological process (GO): regulation of dopamine secretion; cellular response to calcium ion; regulation of calcium ion-dependent exocytosis
Molecular function (GO): clathrin binding; calcium ion binding; phosphatidylserine binding
Source: RefSeq, a predicted model, not a curated record
UCCGGGCUCAGGGUCCCGCCUCCUCAGCCACAGACAGACAGGGACCGCCCCGGGCUCACCCGCCCGCCCGACGACGGCGCUUUAAAAGCCAGUGCUGCAGCUGGGAGAGGCUGGGAGCUGAGCCGCCGCCCUUGCCCCUUCUUUAGCGCAGCCCAUGGAGGAGCUGGUAGCCCUGGUGCUCAGUGCCACCGCUGGGGGGCUGUUGCUGCUGCUGCUGGUUGGGGUGAGCUGCUAUCUCUGGAAGAUACUUGGUGGCACUUUUGUCUAUGAGGAGCUGCAGGGGACCACAGCUACCUCCAGCAUGCAGGGGGACAUGCUCUGCCUUCAGAGUACCAAGACUCAGACAAGCAGGCCCCCAGGUGUGCCAUUUGUGGUGCCCCCUUCCCUCCAAAGGCAAGACUGGGUACCUCUACACAGUGGAGUGUGGAGACAUAGCCCUCAGGACCCCUACCCAGCCCCAGAGUCCCCCCCUGACGCCUUCAGCAGCAAUGUUGGAGGUGCAUGUGCAUUAGGGGCCAUCAACCCAGAGCUGUACAAGUCCCUGGAGGACCAGGGUGAAAUGGACUUCCCUGAGGACUGUCUAGGGCGGCUGUGGUUCUCUGUGGAAUAUCAGCAGGAGGCCGAGCGCCUGUUGGUGGGCCUGGUCAAGGCACAGAGGCUGCAGGCCCCCUCAGAGCCCUGUAACGCCCUGGUGAAGCUCCACCUGCUGCCCGAUGAGCGGCGCUUCCUCCAGUCCAAGACCAAAUGCAAAACCUCCAACCCACAGUUUCAUGAGCACUUCAUCUUCCAGGUGUCCAGCAAGAAUGUCACACAGAGGGUCCUGAGGUUCUCAGUGUUUCAUGUGGACAGACAGAGGAAGCACCAGCUCCUUGGCCAUGUACUAUUCCCACUGAAGAAGGAAAGCCUGGCUGGCAACUCCCCACACCUCCUCUGGAGAGACCUGGAGGCUGAGAACCUGGAGCCCCCCUCAGAGUUUGGUGACCUGCAGUUCUGCCUGGGCUACAGCGACUCCCUGAGUCGACUCACUGUGGUUGUGCUGCGUGCCAGAGGCCUUCAGCUCCAGGAAGACCAGAGCUCUCUCACCUGCAAUCUACACUGCUCCUCAGGUGUGUUUGUCAAGGUGUCUCUGAUGAACCACAACCAGUUUGUCAAGUGCAAGAAGACCACAGCUGUGCUGGGCUCUGCCAACCCUGUGUACAGUGAGACCUUCAGCUUCAAGGUUGACCGCAUAGAACUGGACACCGCCAGCCUCAGCCUGAUAGUGCUACAGGGCACCGAAAGGGAAAAGAGCCACCAGCUGGGCCGGGUGGUGGUGGGGCCCUAUAUGUACGCUCGCGGCAGAGAGCUGGAGCACUGGAAUGAGAUGCUGAGCAAGCCCAAGGAGCUGGUGAGGCGCUGGCAUGCACUCUGCCAAGCCACUGAGCCCUGAUGCCUGGCCUGGGACCUCGAGUCUGCUUCACGCUAGCUAUCUCCACACUCAUGCCUGACAACCAUAGGUUUAGACACUUCAUCCAGCAUCUCCCUGAGCUUCAGGACCAGCCUGGACUUGGGAAGCUUGAGUGCUGAUGUGAAGGACAGAAGAGACAAGUCAGCCAUGUAAAUGGUUCCAAUCCACCAACUUGACAAGCCCUCUUGAUUCACUCCACAUGUCUGUACUUCGGGAGCUGCCUGGCCUCUAAGUGCCAGCUCUUGGCAUCACAGUUCAUUUGGACCCACUUCUCAGGCAUUCUGGAGAUGUUGAGCUGUAUCAUAGCUGUGUAGUGAACGGAAGUACAAGAUAAACUUGGAUUCCACCAGCUUGGAAGACUAAUGACAUAUUGAUGCUAAA